UGGAGUAACAAAACUGACCAAACUCUUAAACCCUCGCUCGCACUCUUCUCUUUCUCUCUUUCGUGGCUAAGGUCUAAGAGAGGCGCCGAUGGGGAGCUGAAUUCACUAACCUUGCAGUUCUGAACAAAUCUCAAGUCAUGUUUACGGCUUCAACUUUUUCUCAGCUUCUUUUCAUUCCCAGAUGCGAGUCAAGUUUGUCAUUUCACUGCUACCCAUACCUACGCUUAAACCAACAUCAGGAUCUUAAACUACACAAUAAAUGGGCUGUUAAAGCUAUUUCUAAGAGGAAAGUUUCAGAUAGCUUAGCACAAGAUGGACUCAAUGACCAAGAGAUUGCGAAAAAGAAGAGUCCUAGAACACCUAGAAGCACCACCAAAAGAACUAGAAAGAAAGCUUCAGAAGAUGCUCCGAACCUAAAGGAUGAAUUACUAUCUUCAGUGAACGAGACUGAAGUUGAGGAAAACAUUGUUAAUGCAUCUGUUGAAGAUUCUAAGACAGCCUCGAGAAUGUCUCGAAGCAAAGCUGCAUCUACUUCAACUAACGUGGACGAUGAUAAACCUGUGACGAAAAGGCGAGGGAGGAAGCCAAAGAAGAAGGAUAACAGUAUGGAGCUUCAGUUAAGUGAAUCUGAAGUAAGUGAUGAAGAAAAUUCCUCUCUCAUUGUUAACGAUGUUGAUGAGAGUGACGAGGAAUUAGAUUUCGGUACUGAUGAGGGAGAUGAUGUUAGUAUCACGUACGGUUGGCCUCCUCUUGUUUGUUGCUUUGGAGCUGCACAACAUGCUUUUGUGCCUUCAGGAAGGCCAGCAAACAGGCUUCUCGAUUAUGAAAUUCAUGACAGAAUGAAAGAUGCAAUAUGGACCCCGGAAAAGUUCGUUCGGGCACCUGGGGGGUCUGCAGGAAGUGUAGCAAUUGCCCUUUCAAGCUUAGGUGGAAAAGUUGCUUUUAUGGGAAAACUUGGGGAUGAUGACUAUGGUCGGGCAAUGUUGUAUUAUAUGAAUGUGAACAAUGUCCAGACUCGAUCAGUUCGAGUUGAUAGUAAGCGGGCAACAGCUACAUCACAGAUGAAAAUUGGCAAGCGGGGUCGUUUGAAAAUGACUUGCAUCAAACCUAGUGCAGAGGAUUCGUUGUCAAAGUCAGAGAUUAACAUAGAUGUGUUAAAGGAGGCUAAAAUGUUUUACUUCGGUACACAUUCCCUCCUGGAUCAGAGUAUGAGAUCAACUACAAUGAAAGCUAUUAAAAUCUCCAGAAAGUUGGGGGGAGUUAUUUUUUAUGACUUGAACCUUCCGUUACCGCUCUGGAACUGUCGUGAUGAAACAAAAAAGUUCAUUGAACGAGUCUGGAAUCUUGCAGAUAUUAUUGAGGUCACGAAGCAAGAGCUCGAGUUCCUUUGCGGGAUCGAGCCAUUAGAGGAAUUCGACACCAGAAACAACGAUAGUUCAAAAUUUAUCCACUAUGAACCAGAAGUUAUUAAGCCACUUUGGCAUGAGAAUCUCAAGGUCUUGUUUGUUACUAAUGGUACUUCUAAAGUGCACUACUAUACAGAGGAGCAUGAUGGUGCUAUUCUUGGAAUGGAGGAUGCCCCAGUUACGCCUUUCACUUCUGAUAUGUCAGCAUCAGGAGAUGGUAUUGUUGCAGCUCUAAUGAGAAUGUUAUCAGUUCAGCCUCAUUUGGUUACUGAUAAGGGAUACUUGGAGCACUCAUUAAAGUAUGCGAUCAAUUGUGGCGUAAUCGACCAGUGGUUACUUGGCCGAACACGUGGCUAUCCUCCUGAAGACGAUACAGAAGAAGUGACUGCCGAUGACAAUGGCAUACGGUCAAUUACCGAAGUCGAAUACCGCACGGUUGCCACUGUAAGUUAGCUUUAUUGUGGCCACUGAUGGAUGUAGAUUAUUUGUUGUAUGCCAUAGAACAGGAGUAUCUGCUUCCUUAUCAUCAAGCUGCUAUGAGAAAAUAUGUCUUUUCCCACUCGACUUACCUAUAAUUUAGCUUUAUUGCAAUAGCAAUCUUGUACUCUAGGCUGGGAUGUUCUGUUCCCAGUGAAGAAGAGUGUUUGUAGACCAAUUCUUUCAACAAAAGAGCAAUUUUGUUAAACAA
Molecule: messenger RNA, 2094 nt
Organism: Cucurbita maxima (winter squash)
Lineage: Eukaryota; Viridiplantae; Streptophyta; Magnoliopsida; Cucurbitales; Cucurbitaceae
Product: fructokinase-like 2, chloroplastic
Exons: 5
Coding region: 138-1859 (573 amino acids)
Biological process (GO): etioplast organization; plastid transcription; chloroplast organization
Cellular component (GO): chloroplast nucleoid
Source: RefSeq, a predicted model, not a curated record